Molecule: messenger RNA, 2967 nt
Organism: Pseudophryne corroboree (corroboree frog)
Lineage: Eukaryota; Metazoa; Chordata; Amphibia; Anura; Myobatrachidae
Gene: TMEM214
Product: transmembrane protein 214
Exons: 17
Coding region: 166-2223 (685 amino acids)
Cellular component (GO): Golgi apparatus; endoplasmic reticulum
Source: RefSeq, a predicted model, not a curated record
GUCGCCAUAGCAGCACGGACGUGGCGGAGACACAGGUUACACCAGUGCGCGUGCGGCACGCCAGCCCCUCCGCCAAUCGCAGCGCGCCACGUCUCAGGUGUCUCCGGAAGAGGCGGGGCUGGCACCGGAAGUGACGCAGCACUGCCAGCGCUCUGCACGGAGACCAUGGCGUCCGGAGCCGCUGACGGGAAAUGGAAGGUGGUCGGGAAGAACAAGAAGAGCGGGGACCGGAGGAAGGCGCUCGGGGAGAGCAACGUGGUGCCGGCCGCGGCCACCUUCACUGCCGGAGUGCCCAUACAGUCAACGGUCUUCCAGCUGGGCUUUGAGAAGAUCAUGAAGAAGCAGAACAAGGAGCAGGUGCCCCCGAGCGGCAACUCUGAGACCCAGCAGAACAAGAAGCCACAGACCAGUGCUGGGAAGAGCUCCAAGAGGGUGUCUGGCGGAGGGAGUGCUGCGCCCGUGCCGGGGAGGGUCCCCUCGCUGGAGGAGGCUCUCCGGACUCUGGACGUCAAGGCCCUUCAGAAAGAGCUGGAGAAGAGCCAGAACAUGUUCCCCGAGAACCCACAGAUCUGGGUGAAGGACCUGGCAGGAUACCUCAACUACAAGCUGCAGACACCCAGGGGCGACCCUGUGCCCGCCCAGCAGUCUCACGAUUACCCCUACUGUCUGGUGAACAAGGAGCUGAAGGCAGCCAUCCGCUCUCUGCUGUCCAAGGUGCCCGGCGUGCUGGAGAUGUUUGUGGAUCACUGUAUACUGUUAAUGCAGCAAGAGCUGGACAAGCCUGCAGAGUCUGCGGAAUCUGUGCACGGUUACCGCAUCUGCAUUCAGGCCGUGCUUCUAGACAAACCCAAAACUGUGACCGUUAAUUUGAAGAAGUACCUGGAUAUGCUGCGGGCUCAGCAGGGCAGACCAGCCAAGUGUCUCGCCAUCAUGUGGGCUGUAGGACAGGCGGGGUAUGCGGAUCUAGCGGAGGGACUGAAAGUGUGGCUCGGACUCAUGCUUCCAGUGCUGGGGAUAAAGUCUCUCUCGCCUUACGCCAUAUCGUACCUGGAGCGUCUGUUACUGAUGCACUCUAAUCUGACCAAAGGGUUCGGCAUGAUUGGCCCUAAAGACUUCUUCCCCCUCCUGGACUUUGCAUUUAUGCCAAAUAACUCCCUGUCUGCCAGUCAGCAGGCACAGCUGCGAGACCUGUAUCCCAGGCUGAAGGUUCUGGCAUUUGGGGCGACCCCUGAGAGUACUUUGCACACGUACUUCCCAUCCUUCCUAUCCAGAGCCACGCCCAGCUGUCCUGCAGCCAUGAGGAAAGAGCUUCUCCACAGCCUGUACGAGUGCUUGCACCUGGAUCCGCUCAGCUUCAGCGUAUGGCGCCAGCUUUACGCCAAGCAUUUCUCGCAGUCCAGUUUGCUCCUACAGCAUCUCGUUAAAUCCUGGAACACCACUUCCAAAUCGAUGAGGAAAUCUGUACAGGAAACUGUGAAGUCCUUCUGCGUGACAAAUGAACAAUUCUCCUCCAAGACGCCUAAUUCCAAGGAUAUUGAGCUCUGCGAGUCUGCGUGCCAGACUCUGUUGCAGAAGAUGAAAGGUCGGCGAUUUCCCUUCUUCCGGCUUUUCCUCGUCGCUCUCGUUUUCGUAUCCGGUUUUAUCAUCCACGACGUCAGAACACACGGAAGUUUCCAAGCGUCUUCAUCUGCACAGAUACUGCAACAAACAGGUCUGCUGUACGUGUCGCAGGAGGCGUGGAGCAAAGUGUCAUAUUGUGCGGAACAUGGACACAGCUGGCUGGAGAGGAAUGUUCCGGUAUAUUACUCACAGAUGGCGGAUGUUCUGGGACCAGGCCUGCAGCUUUUGUGGGAGAAAACCCGGGAGGGCCUGGUGUACGUGACACAGAAAUGCUCCACACAGACCGCUUACCUGAAGGAAAACCUGCCCUGGUUUAUUGAAUGGCUUCAGUCUCGGAUUCCUGACUCCGUCUUUCACCUGAUUGAGUACCUGCGGGAGCUUCUUCUACAUCUGUAUCGUAGCUACCUUGUGCCUGCAGUGGAGUAUUGCGAGGCCGCCGUACAGAGAGCGUGGCAGCAAUACGUGGACUCUUGCAAUGGUGAGGUGACGUGGGACUGCACCAAGGGACACUUGACCAGUGUUACCCAAUCUUCCUGGGCCUACUUACAGAACACUACGUUGGCCAUUAAAAACUGGGCUGUUGCUAUGAUCUCAAGUCACUAGAGACCUGUGGUGGGACGUAAGCUGGACUAGGAACUGCUGCCUACAAAAACGUCAUUUCUCUGUUAUCCCAAACACGUCUGGGUGAAAAUGCGCCUGUACUGGGACCAGUUCCAUUACCGCUGUGUGAAUGUCAUGGGGUCAGACGGACAAAGCAUUUUGUGUGUUUCUUUGUGGUGGAGCCAUUUCCAGGGUCUACACCGUUUGCAGCUUCCCUUCCGUGAGUCUGUUGGCGAUCAUGUGUACUUUAUAUAAGUUCUUGUGGGCCUUUGGACAAUCGAUCAUGAAGUAUAUACAUGUAUGAUCGCUAGGGCUUUUUUUUUGUCUUGUGUUUUUUUUUUUGUGUGGUGAAUGACGACAUUGGAGAACGUGUCUCCCAUUUUCCUGUGGACUUGAUCUUAUUGGUUUUUAUGGUGAAAUGCCUCCCGGUCUCUCCUGGAGUGUCAGCUUGUCCUCUGUCUAAUGAUCAACUUUGUUCAUAAGUGUCGCUGGUCUUGCCGCAUCCGUCAUGUUCCUCCCAUACAAUAUCUCUUUGCACAGACAUAGACUGAGCCUUGUUUUUAGCCAAAUAAAGACCUUUGUUUUUGUUUCCAGGUUUCCUGCUGAAGACCUAAACACUAGGAUGUUUCUUAUAAGCCCGUUUUCCCAUCUCCUAAAUUUCCACUAGUACAGUCAUGUAUGUAAUGAUACGGCACGUACAUCAGUCAGUUAUUUUAAUAAACUCAUCAGUAUUCACACACCAAAGAA